Molecule: messenger RNA, 830 nt
Organism: Lactuca sativa (garden lettuce)
Lineage: Eukaryota; Viridiplantae; Streptophyta; Magnoliopsida; Asterales; Asteraceae
Product: uclacyanin 1
Cellular component (GO): plasma membrane
Molecular function (GO): electron transfer activity
Source: RefSeq, a predicted model, not a curated record
CUAGGCCAAAUCUCAUAACCAAUUAUAAGUACUUUCUUGGAAAAUAACUAGUUUUCUCAAGAAAAGGUGAUGACUAAGGUGGCGACUAUGAGAGGAACACUAAUGGGGUUUGUUGCUAUUGCAAUGCUCUUGGAGUUGGCGAUGGCGGUGGAUCACACUGUUGGAGCUCCGAGUGGAGGGUGGGACGUGUCUACUGAUAUGCAAACGUGGGCUACAUCCCAAACGUUUGUAGUAGGAGACAAUUUAGUUUUCCAAUAUGGACCUUCUCACGAUGUGCUUGAAGUGUCUAAGGCGGACUAUGAUUCUUGUUCAUCGUCAAGUCCUAUUUCCACCGCCAUUACUAGCCCUACCACAAUCCCACUUACAACGACCGUAAGCCGCUACUUUAUCUGUGGUAGAAGUAAUCAUUGUAGCCAAGGAAUGAAGGUUGAGGUCACAACGGUGGCAGGAGCGCCGACACCACCACAAACCACCCCUCCUUCCACCCCAACCACGCCAUCAAAUGCACCCCCGAGUGAUUCAACACCACCACCACAGACCAUAAACCCUCCCGCUCCCUCAUCAGCUAUCACUGUAAAGAUGACCGUUGGUUCUUUACUUGGAUUUGGAUUCUUCGUGAUGAUGGUAUUAUCCCUCUAAGACUUUUUAGAAAAUGCAUUUGAGACCUUUUGGUUGUGUUUUGUUCAUUCUAUAGUCUAUGCUAGAUCUUGUUGUUGUUGUUUGAUCUAUUAUAGCAAUAUACUUACAUUUAUUUGUGUAUUAUAACAUUUUUUUUUGUUACAAGAUUGUAUUUUCCUUUUAUUUUCAUGUUAAGCAUACCCUAUCCCUUU